AUGCCAUUCUUCCUCCUCUGCAGGGCCAGCAUUGUGCAGAAGAGGAUCAUCUACUUCCUGGAUGAAGGUUCCCUCACUGUCAGACUGUGUGAGAAAGGUACAGCAUAUCUGUCCUUUACGAAUGUUACUUCUCACAGAACAGCCCCAUGCUUUUAUAUGAUCUGUUACUGUAGAUUAUAAUUGAGAUUCUGUACGUAGUCAUAUUCUAAAACUAUUCUAUUCAAUCAAGCAACAUCACCAUUCUUAUCUCGUGUGUGUAUGUGUGUGCCUUUCAGAGACUGUGUUUGGGGAGACCACAGAGAAGCCCCCUCUGGAAUGCUGUGCCUGUGGGACGGCUAAGUACAGAGUCACCUUCUUUGGGAACUGGUCGGAGAAGAUUCACCCUAAAGACUACCCCAGUAAGUCUCUCACUGCGGUCAUACAGUAUAUCUCCACGCCCACAUGACUGUACAAAGUCCCACCAGUUGCUCCUCUGUCAGUUUUCUAUGGAGUGUGAAAGGAUCUGCACCAUUAUAGUACUGAAGCAAGACAUUGUGGUUUGGGAAGAAACACAAGAAGGUGACAUUUUACCCUGGACAUAUUCUGUUGACUAGAGUAACAUACUUAUAUUUACAUUUGAGUAAUUUAGCAGACACUAUUAUCCAGAGCGACUUACAGUAGUGAGUGCAUACAUUUUUCAUACUGGCAAUUUGCAUAUACUCCAGAAUGUCAUGAAAAGUGAUCAGAUGAAUUGCAAUUAAUUGCAAAGUCCCUCUUUGCCAUGAAAAUGAACUUAAUCCCCCCAAAACAUGUCCACUGCAUUUCAGCCCUGCCACAAAAGGACCAGCUGCCAUCAUGUCAGUGAUUCUCUCGUUAACACAGGUGAGAGUGUUGACGAGGACAAGGCUGGAGAUCACUCUGUCAUGCUGAUUGAGUUAGAAUAACAGACUGGAAGCUUUAAAAGGAGGAUGGUGCUUGAAAUCAUUGUCCUUCCUCUGUUAACCAUGGUUACCUGCAAGGAAACACGUGCCGUCAUCAUUGCUUUGCACAAAAAGGGCUUCACAGGCAAGGAUAUUGCUGCUAGUAAGAUUGCACCUAAAAUCAACAAUUUUUUGGAUCAUCAAGAACUUCAAGGAGAGAGGUUCAAUUGUUGUGAAGAAGCCGUCAGGGCGCCCAAGAAAGUCCAGCAAGCGCCAGGACCGUCUCCUAAAGUUGAUUCAGCUGCGGGAUCAGGGCACCACUAGUGCAGAGCUUACUCGGGAAUGGCAGCAGGCAGGUGUGAGUGCAUCUGCACGCACAGUGAGGUGAAGACUUUUGGAGGAUGGCCUGGUGUCAAGAAGGGCAUCAAAGAAGCCACUUCUCUCCAGGAAAAACAUCAGGGACAGACUGAUAUUCUGCAAAAGGUACAGGGAUGCUGAGGACUGGGGUAAAGUCAUUUUCUCUGAUUAAUCCCUUUUCCGAUUGUUUGGGGCAUCCGGAAAACACCUUGUCCGGAGAAGACAAGGUGAGCGCUACCAUCAGUCCUGUGUCAUGCCAACAGUAAAGCAUCCUGAGACCAUUCAUGUGUGGGGUUGCUUCUCAGCCAAGGGAGUGGGCUCACUCACAAUUUUGCCUAAGAACACAGCCAUGAAAAAAGAAUGCUACCAACACAUCCUCCGUGAGCAACUUCUCCCAACCAUCCAAGAACAGUUUGGUGAUGACCAAUGCUUUUUCCAGCAUGAUGGAGCACCUUGCCAUAAGGCAAAAGUGAUAACUUAGUGGCUCGGGGAAGAAAACAUCGACAUUUUGGGUCCAUGGCCAGGAAACUCCCCAGACCUUAAUCCCAUUGAGAACUUGUGGUCGAUCCUCAAGAGGCAGGUGGACAAACAAAAACCCACAAAUUCUGACAAGCUCCAAGCAUUGAUUAUGCAAGAAUGGGCUGCUAUCAGUCAGGAUGUGGCCCAGAAGUUAAUUGACAGCAUGCCAGGGCGGAUUGCAGAGGUCUUGAAAAAGAAGGGUCAACACUGCAAAUAUUGACUCUUUGCAUAAACCCAAUGUAAUUGUCAAUAAAAGCCUUUGACACUUAUGGAAUGCUUGUAAUUAUACUUCAGUAUACCAUAGUAACAUCUGACAAAAAUAUCUAAAAACACUGAAGCAGCAAACUUUGUGAAGACCAAUACUGUCAUUCUCAAAACAUUUGACCACGACUGUAUAUAGAAUCUUUCACAAAGGGAAACGUAUCAUGGAAAAACACAAUUACAUUCAAAGGUUUCUGAGGAGAGCACUGAGUGACCAUAGUUCAAAGCAUCAGUUGUUUUUUGAUAGCGUUAUAUAUACACUGUACAGUCAGGUCCAAAAUUAUUGGCACCCUUGAUUAAGAUGAGUAAAAAGACUGUAUAAAAUAAAUAAUACAAAUACUGAGCUAUGCUCAAUAUGAUUUUUUUGACAAUUAUUUUAUACUAAUUAAAUUGCUCAAAAAAUUGAUUUUGUUUAACAAGUAAUUUGUUGUUUUUUCAAAAAGAUAGGGGUUAAAAUGAUUGGCACCCCUGUUUUCAAUACCUUUCAAUAUCUCACCUUGCGAAGAGGGCACUGAGCCUUUUUAGUAAACGUUUUAUUGGAUUGGAGAACACAUUGGGAGGGAGGGAUCUUAGACCAUUCCUCCAUACAGAAUCUUUCCAGAUCGUUGAUAUCCUUCAUCUGCGCUUAUGGACUGCACUCUUCAAUUCAAACCACAGGUUUUCAAUGGAAUAAAAGUCUGGAGACUGAGAUGGCCAUUGCAAAAUGUUGAUUUUGUGGUCAAUUAACCAUUUCUUUGUGGAUUUUGAUGUGUGCUUGGGGUUAUUGUCUUGCUGAAAGAUCCACUUCCGGACAAAAUUCAGCCUCCUGGCAGAGGCAACCAGGUUUUGACGCCAAACCCACCACUGGUGUGCCUAGCCAAAGAGCUCUAAUUUCAUGUCAUCCAGCAAAUGUAAAUGCUUGGAGUUUGUUAAACGGCAUCGGCACUUGGAUUGCAACCAGUGCUAUUGUCAGAUGACAUGAAAAUAUAACUCUUUGGAAACACACACAUGGGGCUAUUUUGCUUCCACUGGUCCUGGUGCCCUUUGUUAAGGUCAACGGCAUCAUGAACUUUACCCAGUACCAGGACAUUUUAGCCAAAAACCUGGUUGCCUCUGCCAGGAGGCUAAAACUUGGCCUGAAGUGGAUAUUCCAGCAAGGCAACCCCAAGCACACAUCAAAAUCCACAAAGAAAUUGUUAAUUGUCCACAAAAAUCAACAUUUUACAAUGGCCAUCUCAGUCUCCAGACUUGAAUUCCAUUGAAAACCUGUGGUUUGAAUUGAAGAGGGCAGUCCAUAAGCGCAGACGAAGGACAUCAAGGACCUGAAAAAAAUCUGUAUGGAGGAAUGGUCUAAGAUCCCUCCAAAUCUGUUCCCCAAACUCAUAAAACAUUUAUAAAAACGCUCAGUGCCGUUAUCCUUUUAAGGUGAGGUAUUGAAAACACGGGUGCCAAUACUUUUGUUGUACAUUUUACAUUUGAGUCAUUUUAGCAGACGCUCUUAUCCAGAGCGACUUACAGUUAGUGAGUGCAUACAUUUUUCAUACUGGCCCCCCGUGGGAAUCGAACCCACAACCCUGGUGUUGCAAGCGCCAUGCUCUACCAACUGAGCAACAGGAGGCCUGUACAAAAUAUAUUUCUCUGAGCAAUUGUAUUAGUAUAAAAUAAUACAAUAAAAAUAAAAUGUUGAGCAUAUAAUAUAGCUCAGUAUUGCAUUAUCUAUUUUAUACAGUCUUUUUUGCUCAUCUUUAUCAAGGGUGCCAAUAAUUUUGUACCUGACUGUAUACAUAUACAGCGCAUUCGGAAAGUAUUCAGACCCCUUUACUUUUUCCACAUUUUGUUACGUUACAGCCUUAUUCUAAAAUGGAUUAAAUAAAUAGAAAUCCUCAUCAAUGUACACACAAUACCCCACAAUAACAAAGCGAAAACAGGUUUUUAAAAAUAGAUGAACAUUUAUUAAAAUAAAAAAGAAAUACCUUAUUUACAUAAGUAUUCAGACCCUUUGCUAUGAGACUCGAAAUUGCAUUCUGUUUCCAUUGAUCAUCCUUGAGAUGUUUCUACAACUUGAUUGGAGUCCACCUGUGGUAAAUUCAAUUGAUUGGACAUGAUUUGGAAGGCACACACCUGUCUAUAUAUGGUCACACAGUUGACAGUGCAUGUCAGAGCAAAAACCAAGCCAUGAGGUCAAAGGAAUUGUCCGUAGAGGUCCGAGACAGGAUUGUGUCGAGGCACAGAUCUGGGGAAGGGUACGAAAAACUUUCUGCAGCAUUGAAGGUCCCCAAGAACACAGUGGCCUCCAUCAUUCUUAAAUGGAAGAAGUUUGGAACCACCAAGACUCUUCCUAGAGCUGGCCACCCAGCCAAACUGAGCAAUCGGGGGAGAAGGGCCUUGGUCAGAGAGGUGACCAAGAGCCCGAUGGUCACUCUGACAGAGCUCCAGAGUUCCUCUGAGGAGAUGGGAGAACCUUACAGAAGGACAACCAUCUCUGCAGCACUCCACCAAUCAGGCAUUUAUGGUAGAGUGGCCAGACAGAAGCCACUCCUCAGUAAAAGGCACAUGACAGUCUGCUUGGAGUUUGCCAAAAGGCACCUAAAGGACUCUCAGACCAUGAGAAACAAGAUUCUCUGGUCUGAUGAAACUAAGAUUGAACUCUUUGGCCUGAAUGCCAAGCGUCACGUCUGGAGGAAACUGGCACCAUCCCUACGGUGAAGCAUGGUGGUGGCAGCAUCAUGCUGUGGGGAUGUUUUUCAGCGGCAGGGACUGGGAGACUAGUCAGGAUCGAGGGAAAAAUGAAUGGAGCAAAAUACAGAGAGGUCCUUGAUGAAAACCUGCUCCAGACCACUCAGGACCUCAGGCUGGGGCGAAGGUUCACCUUCCAACAGGACAACAACCUUAAGCACACAGCCAAGACAACACAGGAGUGGCUUCGGGACAAGUCUCUGAAUGUCCUUGAGUGACCCAGCCAAAGCCCGGACUUGAACCCGAUCGAACAUCUCUGGAGAGACCUGAAAAUAACUGUGCAGCGACACUCCCCAUCAAACCUGACAAAGGUGCUUCAACAAAGUACAGUAAAGGGUCUGAAUACUGAUGUAAAUGUUAUAUUUCCGGGUUUUUUUUAUACAUGUGCAAAAAUGUCUAAAAACCUGUUUUUGCUUUGUCAUUAUGGGGUAUUGUGUGUACAUUGAUGCGGAAAAAAACAAUUUAAUCAAUUUUAGAAUAAGACUGUAAUGUAACAAAAUGUGGAAAAAGUCAAGGGGUCUGAAUACUUUCCAAAUGCACUGUAUACUGUAUACAGUAUGUGUGUGGUGUGACAGGGUCUAUUCCAGCCUCAACUCUCUCAGUAAUGAUGAGGGCUCCAGCAAUGGUAGUGCGGGCCUCACGUUGUAACUAACAAUGACCUUCCAGCUACAGUACAUGCAAGGUCAAAGCCAGGAGCGAUCUGUCAGCCUCUACACACACACACACACACUUUAUGUCUUUGUCAAAUUGUCUCUUUGUUUCCUUGUAUACAGGACGUGCCAAUCAUUGGUCAGCCCUCAUCGGGUCAUCCCACUCCAGGAGCUAUGUCCUUUGGGAGUACGGGGGCUUCGCCAGUGAAGGGGUGAAACAGGUGGCAGAGCUGGGGUCUCCAGUUAAAAUGGAGGAGGAGAUAAGACAGAAGGUGAGCUUGGUUAGACUCCUCUUAGUCAGACUAUGAUAGAAGAGAGAUGCAGACAGUACAUCAUGGGUUCAGACCAGAGGAGGCUGGUGGGAGGAGCUAUAUGUAGGACAGGCUCAUUAUAAUGGCUGGAAUGGAAUAAAUGGAACGGAGUCAAACCUGUGGUUUCCAUAUGUUUGAUGUGUUUGAUACCAUUCUAUUUAUUCCAUUCCAGCCAUUAUAAUGAGCCCGUCCUCCUAUAGCUCCUCCAGUUCAGACCUGUUCAUGUUGAUCAGCUAUAUCUCCACUCUCUGAUGUCUUGAUAUUUCUAUUCUUUCAACUCUGUCUUUUCUGUUUCCUACCUGUCUCUGCCUCUGAAACAGCAUGUCAAAGGUUGAUCAGUUAAUGGAAGGCCCUCCCUGACAUCUUAAUGAAACACAUUAGUCCGUAUAUUGGCUGAUCUGCACCACUCUGCUGUUGAAUGUUAAUUUCCUGCUAUUGGGUGAAAUGGCAACAAUAGAGCGUUUAGCCCAGGGACAGAUGAGAUGCUGAGGGGCAUUAUGGGAUGGCUGUGGAGGAGAGUGGGCAUGGCUAAUGGAGGGAGAAGUGAGAGAGGACGGCCACCUCAUAGAGAAUCUUAAAGAAGAACUGAACUCGAGAACCAACUUCUCUCGUUGAAAACGGCAUAUGUGACAUCGAUAUUAGUCCGAAGCAUUUAUUCCAGUGCCAAAAUUGACUACAAGGUGCAAGACAGUUUCUUGAGAUUUGAGUAAAAGAGUUCGUUGUGACUUACUUGAGGGUUGGGUUUUGAAUUCGACAAUGCCCACUAACACGGGAUAAACAGCUGAGGGGAUUGCGCUCUCCAAAUGGUACGUCAGAACACACAGACAGUGAGAAAGACCUGCCCAGCAGCGCAGCAGAUUGGACUUUGUUUACAUACUGUCAGACAACGUGGCGCAUUUCUUUACUUGAGAAAUACCAAACACCUUAGCUAGAUGUAAAAUUGCGUGACUAAAACCUCCUUGGCAAAUAUGUCAACAUGAAUUACAGAUUCCUUGAGUCAUCUUAGAUUAAUUCUGAAUAUUUUGAGGAAGUGAUGCUGGCUUUGUUCCUAUGGUGUAUGAUGGGGGACAAACAUCAGUAACUGCUCCAUCGAACCACACACCCAAGACUUUAAAUUAAAUGUUUCUUAAUGAGCAACAGAAAAAAAAACAUGCAGAAUUGGUGCGUUCAGGAAAAGGCUCAUAACCCACGUGGGAUCCUUUGUCUUUCCGACAAUGCUGUGAGGGCCGACUGAUCAUAGGGAAUGUUGACACGUUUCAGAUGGAUGAUAGAGCGGCCUGUUCUGUUCGACUUCUUGUCACUUGCAAAUAUAUGAUAGGAUACUCUGGAUACGGGCCACAAUCACCUGUGGCAGUGCUGCCACUUUCAACUUGUCUGUUUUUACUUUUCAAUCACUCAAAAAAGUAGAACGAUUGGUUGUUGUAAGACAUGGCUGUGAUUUUUACAUUUUAGUCAUUUAGCAGACGCUCUUAUCCAGAGCGACUUACAGUUAGUGAGUGCAUACAUUUUUCAUACUGGCCCCCCGUGGGAAUCGAACCCACAACUCUGGCGUUGCAAGUGCCAUGCUCUACCAACUGAGCUACUUUGAUAUCAAAGUAUAAUUCAAACCAUAGGAAUGAAAUCGAAACACUCUUGCAAAAGUUAUAUUACUGAUUGAAAUUGGUUAUGAAAUUAAAUAGUGAUAGAAUUACAUUGGACACAGAUUAGUAAUGGUCCUUACUGUAUAAGAUGCAGAUGCUUCCAGAAUUCAAAGAGCAGUCUGGUGGUCGUGUUAUGACUGUUUGUGGAUGUGACCGUGACCGGUGUUCUCAUAGCCCCCUGUCAUUCAUCCACUGCGGUGCACUGGCCUGUCAACACAUAGUCUACACCUGUCAUCUGUUUGCUUUGGAAUGCCAUCUCCUAUAUCAUAGAUGGGUUGGUUGUUUAGCAACACAACCGACGCAUUCGCAACUAUGGAGCAAAACAGAUGGGGUUGGCUUAGAUUGUUGACAACAUGUAAACUAUAUUUAGUCUCCAAUGUUUAUUAAAAACAUCAAUACAUUUGCACAAAGAGCACUUGUUGUCUCUGAAAUACGUUGUUACAGUUGUUGGUUAGCUAGGUAGCGAAUUUUAGCCACGUUAGCAUUGACAUGAAAUCAGUCAAAAGAUUUCAAAACAAGACAUGGUCUCAAGAACAAGAUAAAACUAGCCGAAACUAUUCCCCACAUGGCAGUUUAAUGUCAUUGUUGGUAGCUAUCUGGCCAUCAAGAAUCAACUUGCGGACUUCUGCCUCAUUGAAGCGUGCACAUCGUUUUCGUGACGUUGUCAGCUAACCAAUCUCUAUCAUACAUCAAUGUUGCCAACAGAGUUCUUUUUUUUAAAUGUGAUCCUACGUAGGCCAUUUAUAUAAUGGCUUAAUAAAAUAAUAUAAAUAUCUACCUACACAUCCUUGUCCCUGACCUGUUUGGAGAGCUCCUUGGUCUUCAUGGUGCCACUUAGUUGGUGGUACUCCCUUGCUUAGUGGUGUUGCAGACUCUGGGGCCUUUCAGAACAGGUGUAUAUAUACUGAGAUCAUGUGACAGAUCAUGUGACACUUAGAUUGCACACAGGUGGACUUUAUUUAACUAAUUAUGUGACUUCUGAAGGUAAUUGGUUGCACCAGAUCUUAUUUAGGGGCUUCAUAGCAAAGGGGGUGCAUAUAUAUGCACGCAGCACUUUUCCGUUAUUUAUUUUAUUUUACUUCACCAAUUUGGACUAUUUUGUGUAUGUCCAUUACAUGAAAUCCACAUAAAAAUCAAUUUAAAUUACAGGUUGUAAUGCAACAAAAUAGGAAAAAUGCCAAGGGGGAUGAAUACUUUUGCAAGGCACUGUAGCUCUAAGCCACAGCAAUUCCUUCUAUUUUGUUGAAUUGAGACACUGGCUAUUGGGUGUUGUAGAAUGCGCUUUCAUUCUCACACGAUAAGGCUAGAUUAUAACAUUCCGUGCUCAUCAUUUGACAAUGUCGCACGGGAAACAAUAUUGUCCAGUUUUGGGGUGAUUACAUUUUCUAAUUCUGCUGCUGACCUUGGGAAAUGCUACUGAAGGAGCUCAGAAUCAAUUUCUAGCCAGGGAAGGGAAAUAGUUUCUGCUAAACACUGGUACAUAACAGUAGACUCAAGAAGAUAAGGCGGGGGAAAAUAUGGAUUAAUCUGAAUUAAGAGACACCAUAGGGCAAGCGCUCGAGGUGAAACUCAGAAUGUUAAUCUCCAUGCUCUGGUAUUUACAUUAAGUAAGGACAGAAUCAAAAGAAAGGUUUCUGAACACUUUAUUACAAUGUUACGCUGGAUAUUCGUGUAAAUAAUGAAUGAAGAUUAAUGUGUAAGCAUGACAAAAUAGCUACAAUUGCCAUCCUAUUUCUCGGCAUUAAAAUAAUUGAGCUGUAUGAGCAAGUUUUGAUUUGUAUCAUUUGUAUCGCCUACACGCUUAGAAAAAAGGGUUCCAAAAGGGUUCUUCGGGUGUCCCCAUAGGAUAACCUUUUUUGGUUCCUUCCAGGUAUAACCCUUUUUGGUUCCAGGUAGAACUCUUUUGGGUUCCAUGUAGAAAACCCAAAAGGGUUCUACCUGGAACCAAAGGGUUCUACCUGGAACAAAACGGGUUCUUCAAGGGGUUCUCCUAUGUGGAAGGCCAAAGAACCCUUUUAGGUUCUAGAUAGCACCUUUUUUUCUAAGAGUGUACUGUUAUUCUGAAAGUUCUUUCCACUGUUUAUUAAUGGUCCCAUUCUGGCUCUGGUAGCCAUGACUUAUACAGGCAUUUGUUGAAGUGUUGUGGACUGUGGAGAUUGUUGACCUUGAACUCAACCAACUGUCAUCCUGUAUGGAGUGGGCUGUGGAACCGAUGAGAGGACAAUUGAAGAGAGUGAGGGUGUCAAACAUGAUGAUUACAUAUUGAUGAGUUUCAAGUGAGGGGGCCAUAUUCAUAGCAUAGAUAGAAAGCAAUACACCAUUUCAGUGAAGAAGUUAUUGAAAAGAUUGCCCCUUUGAGUAGUCUGUUCUUAAGAAAAUGGACAGUAGGACCUUGGUCCAGGUGUAUUCUCCUUGCCAAAGAUUUGUAUUCCAGAUAUCAUUAUUAUUGGGUGUUUUAUGAUGAUCCCCAUCAUGCUAAUAUUUGUAUUGUGCUAGCUAUUUUCGAAUUCACAGUAUGAAGUUAAUGAGAACCCUGAUGAAAUGGCUAAUGCUGUAAUGUUGUCCUCUAACCAAGACAAUGUGGUGAGUGCCUUCAGUGUUCUCUGAUGUAACAGUGCUGUGAACUUUCCAUUUCCUCUAACAGUAUGGUGCAUGCCAUUUGCAUACAAUUGACAUCCUUGGAAUGCUUAACAACACAAUCUCUCUGUGUGCGUGCGUGCGUGCGUGUCUGUGUGUGUGUGUGUUUGUGUGUGCAUGCAUGCGAUGAAUCACAAAGCAGCUAACACAUUGAGAUUAGACAUGGGCAACACGCAAUGAGUAAUUUAACAUUUACAUGUAUUAUUAAUGGCUUACAAUACACAUUUAAUGUAAUGUCCGUAAUGUAAGAACCCCCACAAACACAACAAAUUGCACACAUGCAAAUGUACAGUUGAAGUCGGAAGUUUACAUACACUUAGGUUGGAAUCAUUAAAACUCGUUUUUCAACCACUCCACAAAUUUCUUGCUAACAAACUAUAGUUUUGGCAAGUCGGUUAGGACAUCUACUAUGUACAUAACAAAAGUAAUUUUUCCAACAAUUGUUGACAGAUUAUUUCACUUAUAAUUCACUGUAUCGCAAUUCCAGUGGGUCAGAAGUUUACAUACACUAAGUUGACUGUGCCUUUAAACAGCUUGGAAAAUUCCAGAAAAUGAUGUCAUGGCUUUAGAAGCUUCUGAUAGGCUAAUUGACAUCAUUUGAGUCAAUUGGAGGUGUACCUGUGGAUGUAUUUCAAGGCCUACCUUCAAACUCAGUGCCUCUUUGCUUGACAUCAUGGGAAAAUCAAAAGAAAUCAGCCAAGACCUCAGAAAAAAAAAUGUAGACCUCCACAAGUCUGGUUCAUCCUUGGGACAAUUUCCAAACACCUGAAGGUACCACGUUCAUCUGUACAAACAAUAGUACGCAAGUAUAAACACCAUGGGACCACGCAGCCAUCAUACCGCUCAGGAAGGAGACGCGUUCUGUCUCCUAGAGAUGAACGUACUUUGGUGUGAAAAGUGCAAAUCAAUCCCAGAACAACAGCAACGGACCUUGUGAAGAUGCUGGAGGAAACAGGUACAAAAGUAUCUAUAUCCACAGUAAAACGGGUCCUAUAUCGACAUAACCUGAAAGGCCGCUCAACAAGGAAGAAGCCACUGCUCCUCUGGUCUGAUGAAACAAAAAUAGAACUGUUUGGCCAUAAUGGCCAUCGUUAUGUUUGGAGGAAAAAGGGGGUGGCUUGCAAGCCGAAGAACACAAUUCCAACCGUGAAGCACGGGGGUGGCAGCAUCAUGCUGUGGGGGUGCUUUGCUGCAGGAGGGACUGGUGCACUUCACAAAAUAGAUGGUAUCAUGAGGAAGGAAAAUUAUGUGGAUAUAUUGAAGCAACAUCUCAAGACAUCAGUCAGGAAGUUAAAGCUUGGUCACAAAUGGGUCUUCCAAAUGGACAAUGACCCCAAGCAUACUUCCAAAGUUGUGGCAAAAUGGCUGAAGGACAACAAAGUCAAGGUAUUGGAGUGGCCAUCACAAAGCCCUGACCUCAAUCCUAUAGAAAGUUUGUGGGCAGAACUGAAAAAGCGUGUGUGAGCAAGGAGGCCUACAAACCUGACUCAGUUACACAAGCUCUGUCAGGAGGAAUGGGCAAAAAUUCACCCAACUUAUUGUGGGAAGCUUGUGGAAGGCUACCCGAAACGUUUGACCCAAGUUAAACAAUUUAAAGGCAAUGCUACCAAAUACUAAUUGAGUGUAUGUAAACUUCUGACCCAAUGGGAAUGUGAUGAAAGAAAUAAAAGCUGAAAUAAAUCAUUCUCUCUACUAUUAUUCUGACAUUUCACAUUCUUAAAAUAAAGUGGUGAUCCUAACUGACCUAAGACAGGGAAUUUUUAUUAGGAUUAAAUGUCAGGAAUAGUGAAAAACUGAGUUUAAAUGUAUUUGGCUAAGGUGUACAGUGGGGUAAAAAAGUAUUUAGUCAGCCACCAAUUGUGCAAGUUCUCCCACUUAAAAAGAUGAGAGAGGCCUGUAAUUUUCAUCAUAGGUACACGUCAACUAUGACAGACACAUUCAGAAUUUUUUUUCCAAAAAAUCACAUUGUAGGAUUUUUUAUGAAUUUAUUUGUAAAUUAUGGUGAAAAAUAAGUAUUUGGUCACCUACAAACAAGCAAGAUUUCUGGCUCUCACAGACCUGUAACUUCUUCUUUAAGAGGCUCCUCUGUCCUCCACUCGUUACCUGUAUUAAUGGCACCUGUUUGAACUUGUUAUCAGUAUAAAAACACCUGUCCACAACCUCAAACAGUCACACUCCAAACUCCACUAUGGCCAAGACCAAAGAGCUGUCAAAGGACACCAGAAACAAAAUUGUAGACCUGCACCAGGCUGGGAAGACUGAAUCUGCAAUAGGUAAGCAGCUUGGUUUGAAGAAAUCAACUGUGGGAGCAAUUAUUAGGAAAUGGAAGACAUACAAGACCACUGAUAAUCUCCCUCGAUCUGGGACUCCACGCAAGAUCUCACCCCGUGGGGCAAAAUGAUCACAAGAACGGUGAGCAAAAAUCCCAGAACCACACGGGGGGACCUAGUGAAUGACCUGCAGAGAGCUGGGACCAAAGUAACAAAGCCUACCAUCAGUAACACACUACGCCGCCAGGGACUCAAAUCCUGCAGUGCCAGACGUGUCCCCCUGCUUAAGCCAGUACAUGUCCAGGCCCGUCUGAAGUUUUCUAGAGUGCAUUUGGAUGAUCCAGAAGAGGAUUGGGAGAAUGUCAUAUGGUCAGAUGAAACCAAAAUAUAACUUUUUGGUAAAAACUCAACUCGUCGUGUUUUGGAGGACAAAGAAUGCUGAGUUGCAUCCAAAGAACACCAUACCUACUGUGAAGCAUGGGGGUGGAAACAUCAUGCUUUGGGGCUGUUUUUCUGCAAAGGGACCAGGACGACUGAUCCGUGUAAAGGAAAGAAUGAAUGGGGCCAUGUAUCGUGAGAUUUUGAGUGAAAACCUCCUUCCAUCAGCAAGGGCAUUGAAGAUGAAACGUGGCUGGGUCUUUCAGCAUGACAAUGAUCCCAAACACACCGCACGGGCAACGAAGGAGUGGCUUCGUAAGAAGCAUUUCAAGGUCCUGGAGUGGCCUAGCCAGUCUCCAGAUCUCAACCCCAUAGAAAAUCUUUGGAGGGAGUUGAAAGUCGGUGUUGCCCAGCGACAGCCCCAAAACAUCACUGCUCUAGAGGAGAUCUGCAUGGAGGAAUGGGCCAAAAUACCAGCAACAGUGUGUGAAAACCUUGUGAAGACUUACAGAAAACGUUUGACCUGUGUCAUUGCCAACAAAGGGUAUAUAACAAAUUAUUGAGAAACUUUUGUUAUUGACCAAAUACUUAUUUUCCACCAUAAUUUGCAAAUAAAUUCAUUACAAAUCCUACAAUGUGAUUUUCUGGAAUUUUUUUCCUCAUUUUGUCUGUCAUAGUUGACGUGUACCUAUGAUGAAAAUUACAGGCCUCUCUCAUCUUUUUAAGUGGGAGAACUUGCACAAUUGGUGGCUGACUAAAUACUUUUUUUCCCCACUGUAUGUAAACCUCCGACUUGAACUGUACAUGUUACAUUUCCAUGCUAUAAGUUGUGAGUAAAGAUUCCUGUGGAGUAUGUUGUCUCUAGUUGCAUUGCUUGUUGCAAAAAAAGCAGGAAAACGUGAAGAAAGUGCUUACAACAUCGGCAGGACAUCACUGUCAUACGGUAUAUCCCCCGCUAGAUCCCCCUCUAUAUCCCCCUCUGUAGCCUCCUAUAUCCCCCUCUAUAUUCUCCGCUAUAUCCCCCUCUAUAUAUCCCCCUCUAUAUAUCACCCCCUAUAUAUCCCCCUCUAUAUCACCCUCUAUAUCCCCCUCUGUAGCCUCCUAUAUCCCCCUCUAUAUUCUCCUCUAUAUCCCCCUCUAUAUAUCCCCCUCUAUAUCCCCCUCUAUAUCACCCCCUAUAUAUCUCAUAUACUGUAUCCCCCUAUAUAUCCCCCUCUAUAUCACCCCCUAUAUAUCUCAUAUACUGUAUCCCCCUAUAUAUCCCCCUCUAUAUCACCCCCUAUAUAUCUCAUAUACUGUAUCCCCCUAUAUAUCCCCCUAUAUAUCCCCCGCUAUAUCAUCCUCAAGAGGCUUGGGUCAGCUCAAUCUAGAGCUGGGGCAAUUUUAAAGUAAAUGCGAUCUCUGGGGAGCUCUUUCUGUCAGCCCGGCCUUUCCACCACGCCUGCUAGCCCUAACAGUCCACACUACAUGACAGGGGAAAUAUUGCCUAAUGCUUUUUACAGACAGUCUUAAGCUAUCAGGGUUUUGGACGGCCGCCACAGGAUUCUUCCCUUUGUGAAUCUUCUGCUCGCUGGGCACGUUCGGGCAGGAUACCGCAGAGUAGACUGCUGCAUUGUUUGAGAGGUGUUCCAGUAGUUUAUCGAGGAACAAUUGUCUAAUUUCAACCAACUGGCAGUGUCUGGUUGCCUGUCAGCUCAGCUUUGCGAUUUUGCACAGAGACAUCAGUAUUUGAAAGACAGGCCUAACCCCUUUCUUGGCUUGUGAGGCUGAUCUUACAAUAUACUUCCCUGUACAAUAAAACCUGGCAUAGUCUGAUAAACAAUGACAUGGCUUGAAACUGAAUUGAAUUGCCUUUUACUGAGGUAUACGUUUCUAUACUUUGUUUUAUAUGAAAGUUUCCUCAACCAGCAAUGAUUGUCGCUUGAAAAAUAGAUAUAAAACAGUGGAUGCUGAGGGGAGGACAGCUCAUAAUAAUGGCUGGAAUGGAGAAAAUGGAAUGGCAUCAAACACCUGGAAACCAUGUGUUUGAUGUAUUUGAUACCAUUCCACUUAUUCCAUCCUAGCCAUUACCACGAGCCCGUCCUCCCCAAUUAAGGUGCCACCAACCUCCUGUGAUAUAAAACUAUAGUGCUUUGUAAUCAUAUCCCAACCAUCUGCUGUUUAUUGUUUGAGCUUAUCUCAUGACUGUGAUUUGAUUUCUGACAUCACUCACCAUUUUCACUUCAGAAAACGUUCAUAUACAGUAUACAGACCAGGGAAGCCCACAUUCUGUUACAGACAGAAGCCUGUGACAUGACAGACCAAUCAGAACUAAUCUCUCGGCAUGUCCAACCCCUGCAUUAUCUCAGCCAAUCAUGGCUAGCCAGAAAGGAUCCUGUCUUUCUCUCUAUAUAGCUCAGUGCUUUCUCCAUGGCUAAACUAGGCUCGUAAUUUAAAUGUUGUAUUAAUAUUUACAGAUCCCAUAUGAGUUUGUAAUUAAUGCACAUGAAAUGCUUCUUUUUAUGUUUCUACUGUGAAAGAGGAACUAGCAAAAACGCUAAUAUUGAGGAAUUUAGACACAUAGUUAUGCUGACGAAUACUUUAUCUGGUUUCUGCAGAACUGUGGAUCCAACUCAUCUUUGUACAGUCUGGCUAUAGUGGCUAUACACAUUCCAUUACAAUUGGUCAAACGUGUUUGUUUGUGCCCUCCACACACUUUAAAUGCUUUUGCAGGGGAUGAGAGAGGCUUUCCCUUCACAGUUAUAUAUAAAAGUUAGGAUGUAGCCUAUGCACCCAUGUUUGACUCUGUCCACUCUGCCAGUGUACUCUGUUGAGGCCUGGUGGACACCACUACACCAGGGGAGAAAGUCUUGUCCAAAGGCACACAGUUCAUGGGCUCCAGUAAGCCCAGGAUUACAGGGGAAUCUCAAACAUCCAGUGGGGCAUUAGCGCUGAUAAUAUGGAGGACAAAGCCCAAGAUUUCCUAACAAAUCUCUAAUCCUGGGCAUGGAGGAGAGAUAUGCCUCACAGCACCCACAGGUGUGCACAGGGAAACAAUAUUGCUGGGGUUAAUCCGACCGGUGCUGUUUACCUGGUAGAAUACUCACAUUAAUAUUGAAUGGAAAUGUAGAUUGUUUUGUUUGCAUAGCUUUACAGAGCAUGCAGAUUUCCUAUAGUGGUAGAGCAGUAUGUUAACAGUGUCAUACGAUAUAGCACUGUAUGGUUCUGGAGGUUAUAUGCAAAUGUCAUAGGCAACAUGCACUAGCUAUGCAAACACACAGGGUCUUUUCCUGGACAGAAACCUGUAAAUUAGUUCCCAAACAUUUCAGACCAUUUCAUGGACAAUUCCGAUUUUGCUGUAAACAAAGUUUAGAGUUUCUUUCAGUUAUCGUCAGUCUGGAAGUCGACAAAGUGCAUCUGUAUCUUUUCCUCUCCAGACACUUCACAGACUCCCUUCCUUUUGACUGGAAUGUCUUUCCUCCAUCUCAUAAACACAUCCUAAGCGUUUCUGUCUGUCAUUUUGACUAUCUGUCUUUUUUUCUGAAGGCUUCAUUUCACUGAGAUUGUCACGGGAGGGUUGGGAGGAGGGGAUGAAGGCAGGGGGCAGGGGGCAUGCCAGCCUGCAUAGCUUUCCUUCACUUUCAUCUGAAUACUUGACUGCUUCAGAAGAAAUUGCUGCAGACCUCUCCCACAGCCAAACUCAGCCUUUAUUGCCUCCCAUACACAUCCCACUGAAGAGGAGGAAACCUGAAGCAUCCAGGGAGGGCUUGAAAGCAUCUCUUCCAAUCUGCUCACAUCUUGACAUUUUCUAAAGCACAUUAAAAGAAUGAACUUCUGCUUAGUAAAGCUCUCUUCAAAGGGAAUCCCAAGUGUUUGUACUUGUGACGACAUCAGUAUACUGCUAAAGUACCGGGAGCUUUUGCUGGAGCUGUGCACAACAAUAACUGUUGUGUGACUGACAGUGUGUGCUGAGUGUCAGUGUCCUAGGCUUUUGUAAUGCAAUGAAGGUUCACUUGGUGAGUUUUUGUUGUUAGAAACAUUCAACAUGGUUCUUGGCUUGUUCCCCAGAGGGAUUGUACUGAAUGUCUCUGUCUCUAAUAGUAGGAGAAUAGUAGGCUAUAUGGCCAGAUCCCUCCAGCUCCUAAAGUCCUUCUAACACGGAGCCCUGUAAACACAAUAAAGCCACAUUAUGCUCAGAGCUUCUUUAAUUCAUGAGGGUCCCCUCAUCAAUCUGUUUUCAAUAACAGCCCUUGGCAGCCAUGUUUUUCCUAUGUAAAUUAACCCUGUUAUCCAAAGGCCUUGUUGACAGUAAUCUGCCCCUCAUUUUCUCUUUGGAUUCCUCCCUCCUGUGCCACAGCGAGAUGCCUGACAGCAUACACACACACCCAGGCACGCACACAAACACACACAAAGAAAGCUGACAGUCAACACACACACACACUGGUCUGGGUGACAGCCUGGACUUUCUCACUACACAAUCUCUCCACGGCCGCUAUUGUCUCAUGGUGCAGUAGGAUUGUGAGAGUCCAUAACAAAAGCAUUUCCAGGACAGUCUGUGUCGGCAUGUCAAACAUUUCAUUCCACUGAAAGUGCACAGUUCCUCACUCUCAAACUCACCUAUUUAAUGUAUCUAUAACAUUGAGAGUGAAUAUAGUCUAUAAUACAGUUCAUACACAUUAUAAUGUGGUUGUGUUUUUUGUUUAUCAUAUAAUGAUCAGAUAAUAAUCAGUGGAAGGAAUUGCCAAGAUGUAAACUCUAGAGUACAUGAACCUGUAGCUAUCCACCUACACACGCUUGAAGGUGUUCUAUGCAUUAUCAUACAAUGAUAGUGUGUUAUAGCCUUCAUUUAAAAUUUAAUUUAGAUUUUUUUGUCACUGUCCUACACACAAUACCCCAUAAUGUCAACGUGGACUUUUUCGAAAUGUUUACAAAUGAAUUUAAGAUUACAAGUUGAAAUGUCUUGAGUCAGUAAGUAUACAACCCCUGUGCUAUGGCAAGCCUAAAUAAGUUCAUGAGUAUAAAUGUGCUUUACAAGUCCCAUAAUAAGUUACAUGGACUCACUCUGUGUGCAAUAAUAGUGUUUAAAAUGAUUUUUGAAUGACCACCUCAUCUCUGUACCCCCCACACACAAUUAUCUGUAAGGCCCCUCAGCCGAGCAGUGAAUUUAAAACACAGAUUCAACCACAAAGACCAGGGAGGUUUUCCAAUGCCUCACAAAGAAGGGCACUUAUUUUUCUUAAAACUGCAUUGUUGGUUAAGGGCUUGUAAGUAAGCAUGUGACAAAUACAAUUUGAUUUGAUUUGACUUAUUGAUAGAUUGGUAAAAAAAAAAAAGCUGACAUUGAAUAUGCCUUUGAGCAUGGUGAAGUUAUUAAUUACACUUUGGAUGGUGUAUCAAUACACCCAGUCACUACAAAGAUACAGGCGUCCUUCCUAACUCCGUUGCCGGAGAGGAAGGAAACUUCUCAGGGAUUUCACCAUGAGGCCAAUGGUGACUUUAAAAGAGUUACAGAGUUUAAUGGCUGUGAUAGGGAAAACUGAGGAUGGAUCAAAAACAUUGUAGUUAAUCCACAAUAUUAACCUAAAUGAGAGAGUGAAAAGAAGGAAGCCUGUACAGAAUAUAAAUAUUCCAAAACAUGCAUCCUGUUUGCAACAAGGCACUAAAGUAAUACUUUUUAAAAAUGGCAAAGCAAUUCACUUUUUGUCCUCAAUACAAAGUGUUAUGUUUGGGGCAAAUCCAAUACAACACAUUACUGAGUACCACUCUCCAUAUUUUCAAGCAUAGUGGGGGCUGCAUCAUGUUAUGUGUAUGCUUGUAAUCGAGAAGGACUGGGGAGAUUUUCAGGAUAAAAAAUAAAUAGAAUGGAACUAAGCACAUGCAAAAUCCUAGAGGAAAACCUGGUUCAGUCUGCUUUCCACCAAACCCUGGGAGAGGAAUUCACCUUUCAGCAGGACAAAUCUACACUGGAGUUGCUUUACCAAGAAGACAGUGAAUGUUCCUGAGUGAAGGAGUUACAGUUUUGACUGAAAAUGGUUGUCUAGCAAUGAUCAAUAGCCAAUUCGACAGAGCUUGAAGAAUUCUGAAAUGAAUAAUGGCCAAAUGUUGCACAAUUCAGGUGUGGAAAGCUCUUAGAGACUAACCCAGAAAAACUCAUAGCUGUAAUCGCUGCCAAAGGUGCUUCUACAAAGUAUUGACUCAGGGCUGUGAAUACUUGUAUUUCUGCAUUUCAUUUUCAAUACAUUUGCUAAGAUUUCUAAAAACAUGUUUUCACUUUGUCAUCAUGGGGUAUUGUGUGUAAAUGGGUGAGAAAAAUUAUAAAUGUAAUCCUUUUUUAAUUCAGGCUGUAACAAGUGGAAUAAGUCAAGGGGUAUGAAUACUUUCUGAAGGCACUGUAAGUGUAUUUUCAUAUUGUCUUAGAAACCAAACAAGUACAAACCUUUACUGUCAAGUCUAAUUUAAGAAUACUUCUCACUUCAGUGUUGUUCUUUUUGAUGUGUUUGUCUGCCUGUUUGUAUCCCUAGGCCAACCUCAGACUGUUAUUGUAAAAGGGAUAUAUUGUCUCAGAGAGCACUGGUGAAGUGAACUGGAGUAAGAUAUCACUGACUAGAGACAUGGGAAAGUGGUUGUAAGUUAUUUGUGGGAGCAGAUGAGUGCAGAUGGAGGGAGGUGUGUAGAGAGCUUUGGCUGUUGACAGACAAACUCACUGAGCUGACCUAAUUGGUGCAGAGCAGUCAGGCCAAACGAAGGAGCUGAUUGGCCACAAUGAGCUGCGGAUAGUGAUGGUGGCUGGGUAGGCAGACAUGGUUGAGGGUGUGUGUGUGUGUGUGUGUGUGUGUGUGUGUGUGUGUGUGUGUGUGUGUUUGCGUGUGUGUGCGCGUGCUUGUGUGUGUGUGUAGGGAUGUUGAGAGGGAGGAUUUGAGAGAAGCACACACUUCUUAAAAACAUGUGUCAGUGGUGUCUGGGUAAUGUAUAGAGUGGGGAUACGAGAGAGAGGAGAGAGAGCACUGGCCUUCAUACGGACCCCUAAGCUACCAUCUCACUAAUAGCUAAUGAUGAGUUUCCAAAAUGAGAGGAAAUUAGUCUUGCAUUUUAAUGAGGUUAAAUUGACACCGGUGGGGGAUUUUGGUGACUUGCAUUAGCUGCAAUUCUUGAACAUAAUUCUCAGAAUGUCUAAAACCGUUACCUAAAGACUCCAGCCAUAUCACCUCCUGUUCAGGACACCCUCACGCUGAAAUUAGAAUAUUUGCAGGGAUGACUAUCUCUCAACUCUCUGUCACGUCUGAUGUCUGAUGCCUUUGAUAGCACACUUUCAAUCUGACAUCAAUGCUUAGAGACUCAGACAGGCUCUCCAUGGCCCAUUCAUCCCUUACUCCUUUGUUAUGGUAGUGGUGAGUGGAGGGUCCAAUAUUUCACCCGUAAUACAGAUGUAGGAGCCUAGUUUGAGCACAUUUGCUACAGCAGCAAAAUAAUCCUGCAGCAACAGGAAAUGUGAAUUAUUAUUAGGAUUAUAAUUAAUGUAAAUGUUUGUAGAGGGUUGAUACUUUUUUCGUAAGGGACAAUGAAGUGUGCAAUUUCAAAGUGGAAAUAACUAACUUCAGAAGCCUUUUAAACCUCAAAUACACUACACGUUUAAAAUGUCCUGCAUUGCAGGAAAGUUAUCCUGCAACAGGGUGAUAAAAUUAAGAUCCUACAUCUGUCCUCUCUUUUAGUUAAUGGCUGCUCUUGAAAUACUUUAAGACGGCCUAUAGAGCGGCCAUUUUGUAUUGUCUGUAUUGUAUUGUAUUGUUGUUAAACAAAUAAAAAUAAAACAAAUAAAUAUUUUGUUUUUUUUAUGUAAAAGACGGCCUAUAGAUGACGUACAGAUAUUAAUAGCUAAUAUCAACAGGACUUGCCACCAAUCAAGUGUGUAUUAUUCAUAGGUGUAGCUUCUCUCUCUGAUAAAGCACUGUUCAACUGCUAAAUAGAACCUGAUUUCUCUGUUUUCGUAAACACCUGAUUUUGAUGUCGGAAGAGAAGGUUAUGUUAUUGAUUAUCCGAAUUUAGAAUUCAUUAGAAUUCAACUAAUAAAUAUAUCCUAUUGAAAAGUCUUAAAGCUCCCUGAAUUUGGAAUUAACUUUUUGAUGAAAGAGUGUUGCUGCGGCACAGGGUGUCUGUCUGUUGGCCUCACUGAAGGUGAAGCUGAAAUACUCUGUCAGAAAAUCAAUUGUAAAGAUCGGAGCAGGAGGAAGCGCUCUUUAUUAUGGUAACAGACAGAACGUCUUGUUUCUCUUUUCUUACUAGUGUGUUAUUGGACACAUCGUUUGUUACAAUAUAUUCUGUACAUGAGAAGUUUAAAGGAAAACUUGAGGAAGCUUGCAAUGUCAAAACUCUUUUUGGUAGUAGCUGCAGCUCUGUCCUCCUAUCAACUAGCCAUAAAAGCUCCCGAUCUCCAUUGUUUAAAAGGAAUAUCUUGUAAUCGAAAGAAGUACUAAGGUUUUGAUGGCGAGGGAUUUGAUUCAGUUCAUGUUGAGGAAUUUUCUGUGAAGAUGAAUGAGCAGGUAGCUAAACCCUCAUGCUUGAUGUCGAAGAGAUACUAAUGAACAGCACAACAAUGAAAGACCAAAGGAUUUUGAUCUUAGCGCUGUAACAUGUUAGCGAUCAACGAGCAACGUGCGUGUUACUCUAGCCCUAAGAAAGGUUCUGCUCAGGCUCAGGCCAAGGCUCAUUCAGUUCAUAGGAUCUCCUCCCCUCUACACCCUUUCUAUGCCACUGUCAUGGCCCCUCUCACUCUCCUAGCCCUAGGGCCUUUGUAGUGUACCAUUGUCCCAUGUAGCAAUGUUAGUGGAAACAGAUUGUAUCAGUAAGCCAUGCUUCAAAAGCAUGGAGAAAAAGCUGUGAACUAUCCCUCCAAAACCACUAUCAGAUAGGCCUGGCUGUUGAUUUGUUUGUUUAAUUAAACAUUUGGCAGGCCGAUUUAUUGAUAGUGAGACAUUCCAAAGGCCUUUGAUAUGACCUUGUUACCUUUGUUAUAGAUGAUUUGUGAAUUAUAUUUUCCGCGUGACAAGGGGGUGACUUGGGUUCUCAUCCCCCUUUAUUGUAAUUGUUUGACUCCGUUAUAUCUACCGUCACAUUCCAUUCACGUAGUUCAGAGUUCCAAUCUAGCGAGGACAAGAUCAUUACAUUGAGUGGCUUAGGUGGUUAUGACUGUCCUAACAGGCUGAAUCACAUAUUUUUACAUUUCACAUUUAGCCAUCCCCGAUGGCGGUAGCUACAGCACCUGAGACAUGAAUGUACGUGGAUGGUAUGGUAAAGCAUGUCUCUACAGUUAGGCUACAUGUAUUUUACAUGUUUCUAUAGAUAAAAGCAUAUGACUAUAGACAACUUUUACAAUAAAGUGUUACAAAAAACUGCAAAAAGUGUCAAUCAGACAGGCCUAUGACCAAGACCAGAUAGAAUCUUUACUGCUUAUCUUCCUACAUUUUUAUAAAAGACAGAUCCAAGCUUGGCUAAAGGUUGCUGGAUCAAAUUCCCGAGCUGACAAGGUAAAAAUCUGUCGCUCUGCCCCUGAGCAAGGCAGUUAACCCACUGCUCCCCGGGCACCGAAGACGUGGAUGUCGAUUAAGGCAGCCCUCUGCACGUCUCUGAUUCAGAGGGGUUGGGUUAAAUGCGGAAGACACAUUUCAGUUGAAUGCAUUCAGUUGUACAACUGACUAGGAAUCCCCUUCCCCUUUCCCUUAUACCUGCAUGCAUAUGAAAGUAUUCACCCCCCUCGGCAUAUUUCCUAUUUUGUUGCCUUACAACCUGUAAUUAAAAUUGAUUUUCUGGGGGUUUGUAUCAUUUGAUUUACACAACAUGCCUACCACUUUGAAGAUGCAAAAUAUUUUUUUGGGUGAAACAAACAAGAAAUAAGACAGGAAAACAGAAAACUUGAGCGUGCAUAACUAUUCAUCCCCCCCAAAGUCAAUACUUUGUAGAGCCACCUUUUGCAGCAAUUACAGCUGCAAGUCUCUUGGGUAUGUCUCUAUAAGCUUGGCACAUCUAGCCACUGGGAUUUUUGCCCAUUCUUCAAGGCAAAACUGCUCCAGCUCCUUCAAGUUGGACAGGUGUCCCUCAAGAAUUUCCCUGUAUUUAGCGCCAUCCAUCAUUCCUUCAAUUCUGACCAGUUUCCCAGUCCCUGCCGAUGAAAAACAUCCCCACAGCAUGAUGCUGCCACCACCAUGCUUCACUGUGGAGAUGGUGUUCUCGGGGUGAUGAGAGGUGUUGGGUUUGCGCCAGACAUAGCGUUUUCCUUGAUGGCCAAAAAGCUCAUAUGUUUGGGGAGUCUCCCACAUGCCUUUUGGCCAAUACCAAACGUGUUUGCUUAUUUUUUUCUUUAAGCAAUGGCUUUUUUCUGGCCACUCUUCCGUAAAGCCCAGCUCUGUGGAGUGUACGGCUUAAAGUGGUCCUAUGGACAGAUACUCCAAUCUCCACUGUGGAGCUUUGCAGCUCCUUCAGGGUUAUCUUUGGUCUCUUUGUUGCCUCUCUGAUUAAUGCCCUCCUUACCUGGUCCGUGAGUUUUGGUGGGCGGCCCUCUCUUGGCAGGUUUGUUGUGGUGCCAUAUUCUUUCAAUUUUUAUAAUGGAUUUAAUGGUGCUCCGUGGGAUGUUUUAUUAUAACCCAACCCUGAUCUGUACUUCUCCACAACUUUGUCCCUGACCUGUUUGGAGAGCUCCUUGGUCUUCAUGGUGCCGCUUGCUUGGUGGUGCCACUUGCUUAGUUGUGUUGCAGACUCUGGGGCCUUUCAGAACAGGUGUAUAUACACUGAGAUCAUGUGACACUUAGAUUGCACACAGGUUGGACUUUAUUUAACUAAUUAUGUAACUUCUGAAGGUAAUUGGUUGCACCAGAUCUUAUUUAGGGACUUCAUAGCAAAGGGGGUGAAUACAUAUGCACGCACCAUUUUUCCGUUAUUUAUCUUUUAGAAUUUUUUGAAACAAGUUAUUUUUUUCAUUUCACUUCACCAAUUUGGACUAUUUUGUGUAUGUCCAUUACAUGAAAUCCAAAUAAAAAUAUAUUUAAAUUACAGGUUGUACUGCAACAACAUAGGAAAAAAGGGUAAAUUACAGGUUGUACUGCAACAACAUAGGACAAAAGGGGGGAUGAAUACUUUUGCAAGGCACUGUAUUUCAACUCAAGCACAACUAGUGUGUGUGGAGUGUGACAAGUCAUGUAUUGUGACCCUGUGUCUAGCAGCUCACCCCGGGCGGUCACUGGGGUCAACAUCCCUCCCAGUCAGAUGAUUCCCUGGACAGGCAGCCUGCCAGCCUUCCCUGCCUGCCUGCCUGGCCUGGUUGA
Coregonus sp. 'balchen' is the source of this 23928-nucleotide messenger RNA. The record is from the annotation of a GenBank genome assembly. Lineage: Eukaryota; Metazoa; Chordata; Actinopteri; Salmoniformes; Salmonidae.